GUAACACUACUGAAGUAUGGCGUCCACGAGGCCAUCUUCGCCAUGCUGCCCUCCCUCAUGAACAAAGAUGGCCUCCUGGUGGCCAACGGGAAGGGCUUUGUGACCCGGGAGUUCCUGAGGAGCCUCCGUAAACCCUUCAGUGAGAUCAUGGAGCCCAAGUUUGAGUUUGCUGUGAAGUUCAAUGCUCUGGAGCUGGAUGACAGUGACCUGGCUCUGUUCGUGGCCGCUAUCAUCCUGUGUGGAGGUAUGGUGUACUUCUGUACUAGUAGUAACUCUGACACUAGUACUGUUCUGCCCUGAUAACCCUGACCUUAACGUUGUUCGUAGCUGCUAUCAUCCUGUGUGGAGUUGAGGGGAGCUCUUUCUCAAUUAAUCUUUCCCUAGAUUCCUGGUAUCCUCUCGCCUCCUCAAAACACAUUGGAGAGGAAGGUCCGAGGGGAGGGAACAUUACCUUUUUUUUCUUCCAAUAUGGUUGAGGAGGAGGUGAAGAUAUGAUGCGAGGAAUAGCGGAAAGGUUGUGCUAUUAGUUGGUAACUUUCACGUCUGUGAUCUAACUAUUCUCGAUCUAUCUGCAGACCGUCCAGGGCUGAUGAACGUGAAGCAGGUAGAACAGAGUCAGGAUGGUAUUCUCCAGGCUUUGGACCAGCACCUACAGGCAAACCACCAGGACUCCCUCUACCUCUUCCCCAAGCUGCUGAACAAGAUGGCCGACCUCAGACAGCUGGUCACAGAGAACACCCUGCUGGUGCAGAAGAUCAAGAAGACCGAGUCUGAGACCUCUCUGCACCCACUACUACAGGAGAUCUAUAAGGACAUGUACUGA
Molecule: messenger RNA, 823 nt
Organism: Coregonus sp. 'balchen'
Lineage: Eukaryota; Metazoa; Chordata; Actinopteri; Salmoniformes; Salmonidae
Source: the annotation of a GenBank genome assembly